AUGUCAUCCGAUAUUGAAGUAACAGAGGUCAGACGUGUCCCAUCGGCAUUUACUUAUAAACGAUCCACAAAAAACGGAGUCAUUCUAAACUUCCAGCCAUCUAGUCAGGUUCGCUUCGAGCCAACAAACGGAAGUGGGGACUGUCGAGCAGGCAGGAAACUAGUUUUUAAAAUAGCAGAUGACAAGCGUUUCUGGCUCGUUAAUGAAACAUUGCACAAAUAUAGACUAGUAGGGCUUGAUGAUGAUUACAAAGAAGUUGUUUCUGCCACUGCAACCCACAGGCUAUGUCAAUCAGGAACAGAUGCUGUAUGGAAACGGCAAUCUAUUCUGAUCAAUGGAAGGAUCAUUGAAGAUCUCAAUGACUACAACCUUUUUACGGUGCAUGAAAACGCUCUAACAUCGUGGGAAACCAAACAACAUCUUGGCCAAUGCAAGUAUUAUUCGAGUGAGGAUAAUGACCGUUCAGCAGUGGUUGCUACAAACAGGGCUUACACUGUCACCGGCUCAUCGCUGUCAUUCUUUCAAAAUGAAGUGGCUUUUCCUCUAUGUCUUGUAAAAGGAGGAGUAACCCUUGAAAUGACUGCUGAGACUGAACUCACGAAAAUUUUUCCCACAUCCGGAAUAAUCAAAUAUUUCAGGAUUGAACAAAAUGAACUGAUUUGUCAGUUUGCUGAACUGGUCAAGGAAUACUAUGAUAAAGUGCUUGCUUUGAUGCAGGCUGAGGAUCCUACACCCCUGACUAUCCCCAUGCAAAUAGUGUGGAGUCAAGAGUUUGCAGGACAAGAUAGUCGAGUACAACAACUCUCGCUUGUAACAGGUGAACAGUCCUCUGUUUCGUCAUUGAUGUUGGUGACAACUGACAAUUUAAGGACUGAUGUAGACAAAUUGAAUUAUUCGGACGAUGCAGGUAUUAGAACCAUUUCUAUCCAAGUAGGAAUGGAACGGUUCCCACAAGGGAAGGCUAUUGCACAUGGCUCUGAGAAAACAGGAGUUGUCUCUACUAUAGACCCAGAGAUGUAUGCUCUUUCACAAAGGAACAAGGACUUUAACGAUGUCAAGUUUGCGCCCACUAUGUCUGAUUUGGAAGGAUGGGAUCUAGGAGGAAAAAAGAUAAAACAUUGGUCGUGGAGGCAGAAUUUCAAGCAAACCCCCGACAUGAUUGGUGGUGGUCUUCAGACUCUAGCCGAUGGGCGCAUUCUAAUCAAUGUCUCUCAAUAUCCAAAUCCUCCGGAAACAGCCGAUUUCGCCGGCAUUCCUACAUUCAAGGACAAGACAUUUCAUGUAUUUUGGACUACUGAUCAUGUGAUGAGCAUCAACAAAGAUGAAAACUCAUCAACGUAUCGGCCAUGCCGAAUAAAGGACUUAGAGCGGCUGCUCGUGCAAGAAACAGGCGCAUCAUCGCUGCUAGAAAAGCCGCAGCAACACGUAAGUGACGCUACGGUUCUGGAAGAGUCGGAUGCCAAGAUUCUUUCCAUUGAACGGAAGGGCAUCCCUGAGUACAAGCCGGUGGCAUAA
Spizellomyces punctatus DAOM BR117 is the source of this 1515-nucleotide messenger RNA. RefSeq lists its product as uncharacterized. NCBI's taxonomy places the organism in Eukaryota, Fungi, Chytridiomycota, Chytridiomycetes, Spizellomycetales, Spizellomycetaceae. The record is from RefSeq and is a predicted model, not a curated record. The transcript has 3 exons. Bases 1 to 1515 code for a protein of 504 amino acids.